Molecule: messenger RNA, 374 nt
Organism: Saprolegnia diclina VS20
Lineage: Eukaryota; Oomycota; Saprolegniomycetes; Saprolegniales; Saprolegniaceae
Exons: 1
Coding region: 8-301 (97 amino acids)
Source: RefSeq, a predicted model, not a curated record
CACGGGCAUGGCAGACGCCAAGCCGCGACGCCGGCGGGAGCGCCACCUCACCUCGGCGCAGAAGGAGCUGAGCCGCCGCCGGUCGCGCGUCUACUACCUCAAGCACAAGGACCGAGUCCUCGCCAAGUCCAAGGCGCGCUAUAGCACCAACGUCGCAGAAGAGCGCGCGCGCCGCCGCGAUAUGUACGCCAAGAAGCAAGCGGCCAAGGAAGCCGAGAACGGCGUGGUGACGCCGGCGUCAUCAUCUCCGGCAAAGCCACGGGCGGAGAACGCGCUCUCACUUCGUUUUAUUCUAAAUUAGCUAGUCCUUGUCCUUAGUUGGCGUCGUCAUUGUGUUUUGUAAAACGAACAUCGUUGCAUCCUGCCAAAGCAUC